Messenger RNA from Capronia coronata CBS 617.96, 1569 nucleotides. RefSeq lists its product as uncharacterized. The record is from RefSeq and is a predicted model, not a curated record. Gene Ontology annotation, molecular function: protein disulfide isomerase activity; protein-disulfide reductase activity. Gene Ontology annotation, biological process: response to endoplasmic reticulum stress. Gene Ontology annotation, cellular component: endoplasmic reticulum lumen. The coding region runs from base 1 to 1569 and encodes 522 amino acids. NCBI's taxonomy places the organism in Eukaryota, Fungi, Ascomycota, Eurotiomycetes, Chaetothyriales, Herpotrichiellaceae. The transcript has 2 exons.
AUGCCUGGCUCUAUGAUCUCCACAGUGUGCAUACUGGCCUUGACUGGGCUGGUACAUGCAGAUGGUAUUUACACCAAGAAUUCUCCCGUUCUUCAAGUGAAUGCAAAAACAUACGAUCCACUGGUUGCCCAGUCCAACCAUACUUCGAUUGUCGAGUUCUAUGCUCCGUGGUGCGGCCAUUGUCAAAACCUGAAACCUGCAUACGAAAAAGCUGCGAAACAUCUCUCCGGGCUGGCCAAGGUCGCCGCCGUCAAUUGUGAUGAUGAUGCCAACAAGGCGUUUUGCGGACAAAUGGGCGUGCAAGGCUUUCCAACGCUAAAGAUCGUCAAGCCCGGAAAGAAGCCAGGCCGGCCCAUCGUGGAAGAUUACAACGGUCCUCGUUCCACUAAAGCCCUGGUCGAUGCUGUCAAGGACAAGAUUCCCAACCACGUAAAGAGAUUGCAGGGGGAUGCUCUCGACACAUGGUUAAGUGACCCGUCUCCUCAGGCAAAAGCUAUCGUCUUCUCCGACAAAGGAACUACAAACCCCCUGGUCAAGAGCUUGGCCGUUGAUUUCCUGGGCAACAUCGCUUUCGCUCAAGUCAGAGACAAGACUGCUGCUGAGAAGUAUGGCGUGACUGAGUUCCCUUCCAUACUCUUGGUCUCCGCUCCAGGAGAAUCGCCGAUUCCAUAUAAAGGCGAGAUCAAUCGAGACUCCCUCUUGAGUUUCUUCAGCCAGGUCGCUUCGCCCAAUCCGGACCCAGCGCCGAAGAAUGCGAAGCCUUCUAAGUCAUCGUCCCGGAAAGCCAAAACAGCUUCCUCUUCUUCCGCUUCGGCUUCGUUCGCAAAGGCCUCCGAAGCCCACAAAUCCUCCGACUUCGAGGAGUACCUGGCCAGUUCAGGUACUGUGGUUCUCGAGGAUGAUAUGCCCACCGAGUCACCACUUCCCAUUGUCGAGGAAGCAGAGAAGCCUGCUGUCAUUCACGAAACGCCUGCUCCCAUCCCCACCCUCGCGACGUUGGCGGAUCUGGAAUCCUCUUGCUUGACACCGAAAAGUCAUAACUGCUUGUUGGUCCUAACGUCUUCUUCACCGGACGCGGAAGAAAUUAUACCUCGAUCCGAAACAACUGCACUGGCAUCACUGGCAGAAAUUGCGGGAAAAUAUCAGAAACGAAAGGCCACCAUGAUACCCACCUAUGCUGUACCCACCGAAGUGCAGGAGAUGAGUGGGAUCAGAGAACGUCUUGGGUUAAAUCCACUGGACCAACUGGAGAUCAUCGCAGUAAACAUGAAGAGAGGUUGGUGGAGAAGAUAUACAAGUGAUGCCUAUGAUGUUCUGGAUCUAGAAGGUUUCAUCGAUGCCAUCAAACUCGGAGAAGGUGUCAAGUCGAAGAUACCACCAGGGUUUGGAGCGGUAUUAGAAGAAACUCAAGAGUCAACCCCUCCCGAAGCUACCGACACUGUUGCUGAGCCAGAACCCCUGGAAACUGCGCAGAUUCGACUCGAUGAGCCUGGCUCGGCCGAACCAGGUGACACCGUUGCCGAACCAGAACCCGUGGAGACUCCUGAGGUAGAACACGACGAGCUCUGA